UCGUCAUGUCAUUCACUCCGUAACGUGAACGGAACGCGGUUAGUGGAAACAUGUCUGCCGUUUGUGUUAUUUGACGUAAAUAUUGACGAAAAUCAAGUUUCUGUUUUCAUUUGCGUAGUGAUUAUCGGUGCUAUUUCAUUAUUAUAAUGUGUGUGGAUGUGCAGUGAUCCGUUCAUAUGAGGCUGCUAUAUAAAACAGGUCCAAUGGAGUCACUAAGAAAGUGGUUCUAUAAACCGAAGAGGGACGACCGGUCGCUUCUAGCGCAGUUCUUCUUCGCCGAUGACGCACUCAACAUGGUCGCGGCAGAAUUGGACUCGUUUGACGGCCGAAAAGACCCGGAGAGGUGCUCCACACUCGUCAAUCAGCUGAGACAUGCACAGGACCGCGUGCUGAACAUCACAAGUCAGAUAAUGGACCAACUGCUGGGCGACGAGCGAGUGGCGCGCGGCUUCAGGGUCAAGUUUCCCGAGGAUGUGUUGCAAGACAACUUGGCUGGGCAGCUCUGGUUUGGUGCUGAGUGCCUAGCCGCCGGCUCCUCGAUAAUGAAUCGCGAGGAAGAAUCAGCGGCGAUGCGACCGCUGGCCAAGGCCCUCACUCGGAGUUUGGAGACUGUUCGCUCGUUGCUCCGGGAACAGUGUCUCAGACCGAGAGGCAUGGCUUUGUCGCAGCAUGAUGAUAUGCUGCAUGAGAGCUUGAGGAUAUUUGACAGAUUGUUUGCGGAGUUCGAGCUAUGCUACGUCAGCGCCAUGGUGAAUGUGAAGACGCCGCACGAGUUCGAAGCGCAGCAGUUGAUCUGCGUCCUGUUCUCCGAGAGCUUACGGCGAGCGCUCAAACAGAAUUUGCUCAUACAGGAACAGGUGGACUCAUACGACCCCGCGUUGAUGUUCGCUGUUCCCCGACUGGCCAUAGUCAGCGGGCUGCUCAUAUACUCCAGCGGACCUCUCAGCAUAGAUAAGCCACCAGAGGAGAUGUCGGACAUGUUCCGUCCGUUCCGCACCCUGCUGCACAAGAUCCGCUCGCUGCUGUGGACCCUGGACCGCCGCGAGCUGCUGGCCCUCGAGCGACUGCUCUGCACCAACGAGGAUAUCUCCAACCUGGCGGCUUUGGACUUGCCUGCCGAUCCGGAAACAUCAAACGACUGGUCGUGUCCGUACCCAGAUCUCGGAGAGUUCGUGUCUCGGUUCUACGCAGACCACGCCAACUGCCGAGACCUGUACUCGCAGCCCAGCUCAAGUGAACCGAUAGCCGACGGCGACUACCUUCCCGACAACAUAGAAGUGAUGACUCCAAUCAUAGACGGACUACGUCGGCUCAGUGAGGGCACGGCCGACACUACGGGACAUGAAUCGGAACACGACAGUCACACCCGACUGUACUCCGACACAACUAGCACUGACACAUUCCACACUAACGACAGCAAGGACUACAUCGAUAGGACUAGGAAGACCAGCAAAACGGAGCCCAGUGAGCUCUCGUCGCUAAGAAAUCUCUCCACCAGCGGGCUCAUGAUGUUCGAUCCCCUGGUCAUACACGCCGCCCCUGAAACCCGGCCUGUACCAGACCACGACCUCGUCACCUCUCUAAACGACCAGGUCACUGAAAUCGCUGACAGACUCUCUUCCAUCGCCGCCAGCGACGUCGACAUACUCGACCACAACCAAAUGCACUCCUUCUCCACAAACGACGUCCCUACACUUAUAUCGACUGACGAUUCCGAAGCGUACGGCUUCUCCGGACCCAGAAACGAACAAUUAAGCUGUUUGCCUUCAACGAGUCACGGGUAUCUCAUACCCAACGCCAUCAGUCACGAGCCCGCCGUACUAUCUUCCCUCUCUCACAACAACUCAGCCGUCUUCAACCAGGAAGACGAAUCCGGCGCCGAUAUCAACGGAGCCAUGCUGAACUCUGAUCUCCCGCUCAUUAUCCCUGACAAUAUUGACGCGGACAUAGUAAAUACUAAUAUAUCGAUAGCUAACGCUAAUUUAAGUUCGCUCCUACUAACAAAUGAAGAGUAUCAUAAUUUAGUUGAUAACGACGCUGCGGACGGUGAUAACACGAGUUUCCAUUCGGCUAAGAUGACGCUAGACAGAGAGGACGAGAGAGUUAAGUUUAUGCUAGGAUACGAGAGCGAACACGAGUCGCCGGUCGACUCGGGCGUCAGUACUGAGAACACUAGUUUAGAUAGGUCGCCCGAUUCCGACCAGAGUAAGGAAAUCAAAGACAAUCACUUCAUGCAACAAAACAGGGUACUAAAGAGUCCGGACGCGGAGGCAGACGACGACAAACACACCAAAAACACGUUAGAAAGUUCCUUUUCCGAUGUAAAUAGCGACGUUACUGUAAAUAUUAAUUACGUUGAAGACGACAGCAGUAAGAACGAGGCGGGCUCGUCGUCCACUAUAAUGAAUAAGGUUAUAAAUAGGUUAAGUUCGGACGAGGAAGGGUUGAACGAGGCGACCAAUGUAAAUAGCGAGGCGAGGCGAGUGUUGCAAGACUGGGGAGCGAAUGCUACUGAAGAAGAGUACAGGACUAUCGACGAAGUGAUCACUGAACUGAGGAGACACAGAGAGUCCGAUAAGAAGAUUAGUUCGCUAGUUGACGAAGACAAUAAUGUUAGUUCUAACGCGGACGUGGGACCGUCCCAGUCCCGACCGAAGAAGAGUAGAAAGUCCAGUAGUAAGAGUAAAAAGAAGAAGAGUAAGAUCUGGUCGCCCGGUAUGGUGAUAUUAGAUAACCGGUCGACACAGAACCAGAAUAGUCCUUUAAGGUUGAAUUUGGAUCAUUUUGUUGAUGAAAGUGGCACAUCAUGCGGUGCGUCGGAAUGCGCAGACGACGAACAAAUAGCGCUCGCGUUGCAGGCGCAGGAACUAGCGGCCAGGCAACAUGCACGGGGGAAGUUCAAAUCAAGCGAAGACCUAAUCCACCGCCUGUUCGUAUGUAUCGCCGGUGUAGCGGACCAAUUGCAAACGAACUUCGCGGCGGAUUUGCGCAAUAUAUUGAAGUCUGUGUUCUUAAUGAACCAGUCGCCCGAUCCGCCCGAACCGGUCGAGGAGAAAACUCCUGCUAUUGAGUAUGAAGCUACUGAGGAUCAGGUUAUACAGAAUGGCAGCUCAUUCGACAGCGUGUACUCCGCGGAGGAAGUGUACGCGGACAGUACGUCGGACUCCACGUCGGAGGGGGGCGCACGGCCCGUGCCCCCCGCGCCCGCCGCGCCCCCCGCCAGGCGCAAGUCGCUCGAUAAUACUGGGAAUCUACAGGCUUCGGUGUCUACUGGAGAUCUUACAUACAGUUCGAGCGCGCCCCCCGAGCGUCUCCCGGAGUGGGUGCCGGACAUCGCGGCCCCCGCCUGCAUGCGCUGCGCCGCGCACUUCACCGCCUUCCGCCGCAGGCACCACUGCAGGAACUGCGGAAAAGUAUUCUGCGCAUCAUGCAGUUCGAAUUCAAUUCCCCUGCCGCGCUACGGGCAGUUGAAGCCAGUACGAGUCUGUGACGAGUGCUUCAAAACCAUCGCGAGCCAUUGUCGUCGGCCGCAGACCUCUCAGUACCGGUGAAACUUCAUCAUAUUACUUACCCUAUACGAUGUUACUUAUUUAUAUGUAUACAGCUGACUUGACAGGCGAAUUUAGACCUUAUUACGUGAGGUAAAAUGUCUAUACUUUCUUGUGUACUGCUGACUCAGUGUCUGUGACAAGCGAAUAUAACCUUUAUGGCUUGAGGUAUUACCAUUCAAAAUUGUAUGUUUGCCUUGCAUAAACAAGUGAAAGUAGACGUUAAUGAUGGUCGUUUGUACGCUUUCGGAUGCUCGGAUAUUCUGUUUUAAGUACUUAAUGUAAUAAAAUAUUCUUUCAUAUCUUAUUUACAGUGAAUGAACAUGGUGCCUAGUAUAACAUACUGUUGUUAUACAAAUCAAUUGACUAAACACCUAAAAUACAUUCGAGCAAGGUACAUUUUUGUAACGAUCACUUAAUUACCUUGUAUCUGUAUUUGUGUCAACAAAUAUUGGACAAAACUUCUAUUCGUUCCUCCUUUAUCAAUCUUCUUGAGUUUCGAAAGCAUCCGAAUGAAGAAAAACGAUCUCAAGUCUUAUCAUACCAUGAUACACUUCAUAAGUAAUUUCGUAUAGGGUUAGUGUAACAAAAACAAUAUUUUUGACCAUUCUGUACAAUAAUCGGUUUUAUAAUAAUAGUACCUAUAGACUAUGACUCACGGUUUAAAAUGGGAGAGCAAGACAGAAAUGAAACAAGAACGGUAAAACAGGUUUUUUAUAUGGAUAUGUGUGUAAAUAGAGAAGGUUCUUGUGGUCUAGUGCGAGUUUGUUUUACGUUAACGUGAUCAACUUAUGAAUUAUGACGUUCAGCUCUCUGAUUGGCCUGCUCCAAAGUAGCCAACCAAUCAGAGCACCAAUUAUGAUGGAUAUUCGGAGCUCUGAUUGGCCAGCUCCGUUUAACGAACCAAUCAGAUCGCCCAACGCACUUAUGACGUUCGACGCUCUGAUUGGCCAACUCCAUUUAACCAACCAAUCAGAUAGCUAAACGCAGUAACGUGUUGAUCGCGUUAACGUAAAACCAACGAGCAAUAGGCACUCUGUCUCGCUCAUUCCGUCAAAACAGUGAGUUUAAUAAAGCUCUCAUAUUACUGUUAAAAUGUUAACAUGAUUUUUUUUCGUAAAACAUGGAAAUCACAAUAUUAUAAGUUGAAUCUUUUACUCAAUGUUUUUAACAGUAGUAUGGGAGUAAGAAAAUACUAUUUUUUAAUAAAGUUGUUUUCACAUUUUAUUCAACCUGGAGUAUUUAGUGUUCUUACUUUCAAUAUCAGACCUUAUCACGUGAUAUUAAAGAUGAGAUUUCAAUCAUCAUUUGACUUGUUUUACGACGUUUUUCCAAGAUAUACUAAGUUAGACUCCAGUAUAGUGAAAAGUAACUUUUAUCUUAUUUUUCUUUUAAACUUUUUUCAAACAAAAAGUCUUGUUGUGUUCGAGAUAUAUUUAAAAUGAAUAUUACCCCUUAUAUUCGAUUUUUCGUCCAAUCAUAGUGUAUUUUUACUAUCGUAAUGUUAUUCCAAAAUACACUUUGUAGGUAUUUGUUUAAGGUGUAUAUUUGUAUUGGAGAUUUAUAAUUUCAUCAAUCAAGUAUAGCCCUUAAAUAAAGCCAAAAUUGUUGAUAACGGUGUUGAAUAAAUAAAUAAAAAUAUGUAUAGGUUUGUUUCAUAUUGACUGAUAUAAAAUUUUCGCGUAAGGAAUUUCCAUAUUUGGUUAGGUAGCUCUCUAAAUACUAUUAUUGUUGCUACGUGUUUUAUUGUAAUAAGGUUCUUAUUUGCAUACGCCAAUAAAGGCCAUUUUUAAAAAGACUAAGCCAGAAUAUCAUAUUUAAGCAUUGCAAAAUAGUCUUUAAAGCGUUUAGCUUUAGGCUCAUAAACGUGAAAUAAAGAAAAUAGGUCUUCCUUUUAACAAAAUAUUUAGAGUAAAUAAAGAUUAUUUUCAAGCGUCAUCAACGGAUUUUAUACUUCAUGCCUUUGUAAUAAAGUCCAAAAUUCCAUGAGGAAAUUGGAGAACGUUGUUCUGUUGGCUACAUAAAUAAAUAAAUAAAUCACAGUCUUCCCAAAUCUCGUGUUUUUAUAACAAAUACGUCAACAAAAUCCGCCUUAGUCCAUGAUAUUAUAUUUUAUUCAUAAAUACAUGGCAUUUUUUAACCACACGGCUUUAUUGGCGAAUGCAAAUAAAUUAUCGACGCCCCAAAAUAAAUAAUGGAAAUCGUUUUGUUUAUAGAAUAGUUAGGGACAUUUGAAAAGUAUAUUUUUAAGAAUACUAUUGUCUGAAUUUUUAGGUAAUUACUGUAUUAGGUAAGGCGUAGUGCGGUGACAUAGUUACAAAGUUAAUAUCGAUAUCGAUAACAUGUGUCCCAUCACUAUGCGUUACCUUUUUAAUGAUUAAUCUAUGACUUUAAAAUAAAAAAAUAAAACUUUAAAAAGAUUCCAUAAUUUUUAUAUCCAACACUUUAGAUUUUUAAGCAUUCUUUUAUUGUUAAGUAUAAACGUUGAAUGUUUGUAAAUUUUGUAAAGGUAAUGAGUGUACCCAUGUAACCAUAGAUUUUGUAUAUUAAAGAUGGUGAUUACGAUAGCUAUUUUCAAAAAAUGUUAUAAGUGAUAGGUAUAUGAUAUUUUAACGUGUAAAUAAAUUUCGUUAUUAGCUA
Messenger RNA from Spodoptera frugiperda (fall armyworm), 6188 nucleotides. RefSeq names its product lateral signaling target protein 2 homolog. Gene Ontology annotation, molecular function: metal ion binding. Lineage: Eukaryota; Metazoa; Arthropoda; Insecta; Lepidoptera; Noctuidae. The transcript is spliced from 14 exons. Gene Ontology annotation, cellular component: early endosome membrane. The record is from RefSeq and is a predicted model, not a curated record. Bases 177 to 3551 code for a protein of 1124 amino acids.